This is a messenger RNA of Cornus florida, 1424 nucleotides long. Its product is annotated as MADS-box protein SOC1-like. Lineage: Eukaryota; Viridiplantae; Streptophyta; Magnoliopsida; Cornales; Cornaceae. The record is from RefSeq and is a predicted model, not a curated record. The transcript has 8 exons. Gene Ontology annotation, cellular component: nucleus. Bases 540 to 1205 code for a protein of 221 amino acids. Gene Ontology annotation, biological process: positive regulation of transcription by RNA polymerase II. Gene Ontology annotation, molecular function: protein dimerization activity; DNA-binding transcription factor activity, RNA polymerase II-specific; RNA polymerase II cis-regulatory region sequence-specific DNA binding.
UCUAUCCAUAAGAAACUUUUUCCAAUUCAAGAAUUUUCUCUCUCCUCUAUCUUUUCCAUUUACAUCUGAUUUUCUUUUUUUGGGGGGUUGUUGGUUGGUUAAGGUUUUUACUAAAACAAGAACAAUAUGUGGUUUUGUAAAUUAUAAUAAUGCCAUUUGUUUCUUUUUUUGGUUGGCUUUGACGAAGUUAAGAAAAAGCAAAAAAAUAAUAACUGAUCAAAAUAGAUGCAACAUAUUUGAACAAAUUGCUAGAAUUGGUUGUGGGUGUGUUUCGUCCCUCUUUCUCUGUGUGUGAUAUCUAAUAGCCCCACACACAGCAGAUGAUUCAAAUUCAAUCAAACAACCUGCACGCCUAUUAUAUCUCUCUAUAACCCCUACCCUUUUAUAGCUCUUACUCUCUUCUUUGCUCAUCACUAUUCACACACCUUACUGUCUUUUUUUUUUUUCUUUUCUUUUCUUUUUUCGGGUAAUUAAUUAUUUACUUUUCUUUGUUUAAUCUAUUUCUCUUCUGGGUUUUUGUCUAUUUUGUUUUGAUUGCGAUGGUGAGAGGGAAGACAGAGUUGAGGCGUAUAGAGAAUGCGACGAGCCGACAAGUGACCUUCUCAAAGAGGCGAAAUGGGUUGCUAAAGAAGGCUUCUGAGCUUUCAGUUCUCUGCGAUGCCGAAGUCGGUCUCAUCGUCUUCUCUCCUAGAGGAAGGCUCUAUGAAUUCGCCAGUUCAAGCAUGCAGGGGACGAUAGAACACUAUCAGAGCUUCAAAAAGGAUGCUCAAACUGAUGACACGUAUAAGGAACAAAACAUGCAGAAUUUGCAGCAUGAAGCGGAAAACAUGGCGAAGAAGAUUGAGCAGCUCGAAUCUUCAAAACGGAGACUCUUGGGAGAAUGUCUAGGGUCAUGCACCAUUGAAGAACUGCAACAGAUUGAGAAACAGUUGGAACGAAGCGUAGUCAACAUCCGGGCAAGAAAGAUGCACGUGUUCAAGGAAAAGAUUGAGCAGUUAAAAGAGAAGGGGAAACUUCUAGCAGCUGAAAAUGCAAUUCUACGUGAGAAGCAUGGACCCCAACAGCCACAGGAAGGAUUAAAUAAAGAGAAACAAAGUUUGCCCUGCAGAGAAGGGAGUGAUAAAUCAGAUUUGGAUGUGGAUGUGGAGACUGAGUUGUUCAUUGGACCGCCGGAUGCAAGAACAAAGCGUACUCCCCAAAAGUAAUUGCGGACAGUCCAGGCCAUGUCUUACAUAUCUUCAAUUUAAAUCCAUAGUAUGAUGGUAGCUUUUUUCCAAUUUCUGUUUUCAUUUUCAAUAUAUCGUAUAACAUUUUAUUUAUUGUAACAAGAUCAUCUAGAAUGACUGAAAAUUAGUACACGAAAAAUUGUGUCCUGGUGUUUAUUGCAUAUCAUUAUAAUAGUAGUACUCUAAUUCACACCUUCA